This is a messenger RNA of Trifolium pratense (red clover), 814 nucleotides long. Its product is annotated as huntingtin-interacting protein K. NCBI's taxonomy places the organism in Eukaryota, Viridiplantae, Streptophyta, Magnoliopsida, Fabales, Fabaceae. The record is from RefSeq and is a predicted model, not a curated record. Gene Ontology annotation, biological process: negative regulation of apoptotic process; protein stabilization. The transcript is spliced from 3 exons. The coding region runs from base 74 to 406 and encodes 110 amino acids.
UCUUCUUCUUCACUUUGUUGUUUUGGGGUAUAAGAAAUUUUCUAAUUCUAGGGCAAAAUAAGAGAUUCAGAAAAUGGAAGGUGGAGAUGAAGGAGUUGAGAUGGUGGUUGAUUCCAAAGAUAUGCAGCAGCAGAGUAAAGCUUUCGAUAAGCUCACUGACCGCGUCGAAGAUCGUCAGCUUGAUUCUACUCGUGUUCAAGAAGCCAUGGCUUCCAUUGCAGCUUCUGCUGAAGCCGAUUGGAAUACUAUGCGAUUGAGGGAGAAAGAAUUAGCUGCUGUCAAGAUAAAUGCAGCAGACGUUGAUAUAAUUGCAAACGAACUAGAGCUGGACAAAAAGGUGGCAGAAAGAACCUUGCGUGAGCAUAAAGGUGACGCAGUUGCUGCUAUUCGUCAUUUACUUCACUAAUGUGGUAGAAACAAACAAGGGCAAAUGUUUCAGAAUGUGAUUUAUUAGCUUCUAUUUGUUGUUUUGCAUUAAAACGGUCACCUCAAAUGUAUACUAUGAUUUAGUUCAUUCGAAAUCUGAACUAUGUUAUUGACUUUCGAAUAACCCUACCCCCUCAAUUUUUCUGGUCCAAUAGAAGUUCCUAUUAUCUAAUGGUGGAGCAUGGUGCUUGAUGAAGAUCUCUCCAUGUUUGUAUGCUUGCAUUUUUUAUAUAUAGUUUGUCAUCGUCAAGCUCGGCUUGUACUAGUUUCCACUCAAAUGUGACAGAACUAAACACUUUUGUCAUUCUAUUUUGUUGCUUGUUGGGCAAUCCAACUAUUUUGUUGCUUGCACUUCAUGUGUGGUAAUUUUAGUGGAAGGAGUAUAAUA